UUUCUGUGGAAUGAAGGCCUUAAUUUCAUUACCCAUCAGCCCUUUUACACCUCGCCCAUGCGCACUUCCACCCGUCCUUGGUGUCGUCCAGUCUUCACCCAGCUGCAGCGGCGAGGCCUGGAAAAGCGUUUCCAAGCAACCAAGUACGUCACUAAACGAGAGCGGCUUCAGAUCGGCGCCAUGUUGGGUUUGUCCGAAACACAAGUGAAAGUUUGGUUUCAAAACAGAAGGACAAAGUGGAGACAUGAGGCAGCAAAGAAAGAGAAGAAAGAAGAAAAACAAUUAAAGGAGCAAAGCUCAACAAAAACGAACAAUUGUGUCCAGAAAGAGGAACUGAAGGAAGAGAAUGAGCAGGAAGAGGAAUAAUUUGAAAAUUGAAAUGGAAGAGAGAACUUCCCAACAUAUAAAAAUGUAAUGGUCAUCUAAUGAUAAUAACAACAGUAAUGAUGAUGAUAGGGAAUACUGUAGUACUCAUUCGAAACCAUCAUUACCAUCAUCAUCUUGUCAAAAGAAGAGUUAGAGCCUUAAAGUUUCUUUACAUGCUGCUAGCGGAGCGUUAGAACGGGACAUCAUGUCUUAAAAGGAUUUUUUCAUAGCAGUAACAGAGACAGGAUUUGGAAGCAUUCCAUCCAUAAUUAAGCCGACUCUCCUUCCUUACGAAUCUGAAGGAAUCCGAGACUGAAGGGAGACGAAAGCGUUGGAGGAGGUCGUUAAUGUACGUUUAAGAAAAAGUAACUUAAAUUUAAGGGGGCUUAAAAAAAAGAUCAAUUUAUUAUUUUAACACUUACACAAGCUACAAAAACACGACGAGAAUUUCAGUUUUACACAAGCAUGUAAUCCAGUUUUAUCUUGUUUUGUGUCUGUCUCGUUCAUCAGUAAACACUAGACUACCAUUCAGCGCCCCCGUUUUCUUUUUUUGCCGAGGAUCAGGCCUAACAUAGCCUAAGAGUAAAUCAAUUCCAACUCGUAAAAAAUAGAGCUAGAUAUUAAAAUACCUGGACUUAAGGUUCCCUAAGCAGCCUGCUGUCAACUUUGUACUCAUUCAAAAUUUUGCAACAUAACAAAACAUUUUCAGGAAACGCUGAUGUUGAACCAUGUCAAAGGAAAGUCCAAAAAAUGACAAAUUAUUUCAAUAAAUUAAUAGUCAAACACAAGAUUGCAUUUUGCCGUUGACCGCAAUUUGUUGAGGAUGUAUUUCAGCCAGACAUUAGCUAAAUUGCCCUGUUUAUUCAGUCUGUUUACUCGUUCUAAGCCUCCAAGACCCUCUACUAGUGAGGUUGUCGCCCUACACAGGUUUUUCACAAGUGCAAUUUAAUACAGUGGAACUUCGAUAUAACGAACGAUUUUCUUUACCCCAAUAGUAAAAUAUAUAAAAAAGAACCUCGACAUAGCGAAACCUCGUUAUAGCGAACUAAUUCUGUCAGUCCUUUGGCCCUUCAUUAAAGCGACUCACUGUAGCGGUCUUUAAGGUAGUUUGAAGUUGUACGUUUGUACUAAAAGGUUUACAGUUUUUAUUGUAAUUAUGCAAUUGAGGAUCUCUGGAGAACAGAGCUGCGUCUUAUUUCACGCGUACGGUACCGAACUUAAAAAGUUCAAAAUAUUGGGACCUUGAUGUGAUUUAAAGCGACAUCAAGAAAUGCUUUUAUGUCAUUUCAACGGAAAUUUAACGUUCGGAUACGUUUAAAGAAGUCUUUUUUAUGAGCCCGUUCUAAGUUGAUUGUUGUCAAGGAACACUGUCGAACCAAAAUUAGAUUACAUGAGCUUGGAUUUAUUGCUGUGAGGAUUGAUUGUUUAACACUCAAACAUGAUACUCAUAAAAUAUGAACCUUUGAAAACGUGAACAAACUGGCUGUGAUCUGAUGUGGUCAAUUUUAUGAGGAUGGGUUCCGUUAAGCUUGGAUGUUCACAGUUUUAGUACCUUUUGUAUUUAAGGACUGGUUUAAUAUUGACCGGUAAGUAGAAAAGCCUCGAAGGUAGAAUUGCCUACCAGUUCUUCAAAUGAAUUCGUGUUUCACUCAAGAUGUCAAAUCCGGCUAUUGGAAUGUCCGUGACAUAGCCAAAAAAACUUAUGCUCAGACAGACGUUGAUGUCAAGAUCAAGUGAAUGCAAUUUUAAAGCUGUCAAUCGUGCCUCGGUAUUAUCUCAUAUCAUGUGCUGUCCGUAAGUAGCUUGAGGAACCGCAGACUUUGUAUGCUAAAACUGCUGCCAUGUCAUUUGAGUUGUAAGCGAACGCGUCGCCAUCGGACACAGCAUGCUAAAUUCAUCAUCCUUUAUACAAUGUAACUGUUUUACGGAACAUCCUCUGCAUUGCUCAGGCAUUUUUCAGGCAAUGAAUUGUCCUGUUUCUACCUCGACCCUCGGAUAUAGGACAUCUUUAGAUGGGAUGCCGGCCACACACAGCGCUCUUGCGAACGAGAAAAGAGACAACACUAGCGAGCCAAGCAAAUGCCAAAGACUAACGUUCGGGAUUGAAAAUAUACUUUACGGAACGAAUAGCCCACAAGGUAGGUAAACUUCGCCAUGAGAAGUGCGUAUAGUCGGGUUUCGAAGGGAUCUGUUCAUGAAUAACAUUAAACUAAGUAACAAGCAAGCUUCAUUUGUCCAGUACUUUUCAUCUAGAUUGUAGUGUACAAAAUACCAAACGUGACUGAGUAUUUUGGAGCUUUUGAUUGCAAUCAAAUCACUUGAUUCAUCGCUAGUCAUUUGGACUGUUAUUUACUCCCAGACUUGCCCAUCCGUUAACCGCUGGUUAAUGUGGUAAAAUGUGCAACUCAGUUUCCUAUGGCGCACUUGAUUGCCGCCGGGAGUGUAAAUUUCCUUGAUCAAUCAGAUGUCCGCAGUAGCGGGAUGUAAGAAGAAGAAUUUCCUCAGAAAACAUUUGCAUUAGAGGAAUAACGUGUUGUUUACAUUUUCAACAGCUUAGUUCACUUGAUGCGCAACUGAAGAAUUGAUUGAAAAUCCCUAAUAGUCGAUUAAAAUAAGCAAAUACGAUGAUAAAAACAAGUGAUAUUUUUAAUGUUGCCUGAAUCAUGUUGAAAUAUGCAGCUUGCUGUCUGUUUUAGGUUAAGUUAAAAAAAUGAAAGUAUCUCAAUAGCGAGAGUCCGAAAUAACCGGAGUUUGUUUCAGCCAAGGGUUUGUUACUUUUCCCGGCGGGGAUUUUCCAGCUGUCCCUGCGCGUUACAGCGAGGUUUCUGCGAGACGAGGUUAACAUUAUUAUUCCGCGUAAAUUGCGCAAAGACUUGCUAUGUUCCGGGUAUGUAGUUCAUUGCGUGGCGAGAUAAGAUAAACUUCUGUUUACAAUUUCCUGUUAUAAGAAUAAUUCAAGUUCUUGUUUUUCUUUAAACGCUAAAGCUGUGGAGCGAUUGGAUUAAAACCAGUAAAACUAGAAACAGCGAUGUGUAGAGGUGUCGAACUGGUUUAAGGCUAUUCAUGAUUGUGACAACCCCACCCCUUGCCUCUCACAACGCUACCACAGGCACCUCAUGUCAUCCAAAGUCAAAUGCCUUCAGAACCGCUUUUUUAGUAUUAGAGUGAGCAAAUAAGUAACAAACCAACCAUUGUAGCUUUAAUGCAUGGUUACCAUAAUGGGGACAGACUAUAACUUUAACUGGUUAAACUCAUAGCCAUUUCACCGGUUUGUAGAGCUUCGAACCAGUGGUGUGUGCAUUUGUUGACGAAUGACUUUUACUAAAACUAUCCGAUCAAAUCCGGUCCAAACUACACUUACUUUAACAGGCAGUUCGUUUCUGUGCGGGUUGUAAGAUCUGUAAGCGACUAGGUGAGAGCAUCAUUUGCUCUUAAACCUAAAACUGGGAGUCCGCAAUAAAUGUCUUCAUGCAAACAAUCCUCGAUCAAGUUCCUUGAACUUGAGGAAGUGACAAAACCGAUUGUUCCUUCAAUAUUCAUUAUAAUUAUACAUUUUCGGAUUCUGUUCACAUUUUUGUGUACGAAGAUCUCCAACUGUAUGCAUUUAAAAAGGCCAUUCGUUUCUAGGCGAUACAUUGUAAGAUAUUAAGUGAUAAGUAAUUAAAGUUGAGGUCCGAUUUUUGUUUUAGUGUUUUGCUGCUUUUGGUAAGGUAAUUGAAAACAAGAAGAUCGAGAAUUUAUUGUGAAAAUGUUUCCUGAAUUUGGUCGAAGUGGGGAGAAAACUUUGAUGCAAGCAUUCCCUGUAACUGAGUUUAAAUACCCUGCAAAUUAUUAAGUGUUUUUAUUGUGUCGAGUUAUACCCCUAACGUGAGAAUAGUAGCAUUAACUCCUUAAGGAUAUUAUAUAGUAUGUCAGCCAGAAACAAUAUUUAUUUCAAGAACUCAAUCCUAGAUACUAUGGUGCGAUCACGACCUAAAGAUCUUCGAUACUGUACUAGCGCUACUAAUUUUUCUAACUUCGUUGCAAUAGGCAGUCCGCGAUCGACCGUUGCUUACGGCAGCGCGAACCUAUUUAUCUUUCAGCAGGAUCAAGACGAAGAAAAAUAUGACAAUCGUUGACUUCAAACUUGCAGAUAUCAAACUAGAGAGCUCUGAGGCUUAUUUGCCCUGGCUGAGGUUAGGGAAAAAUUUGUCGUAGAAUUUCGAAGUUAUUAACGUUAUUUGUAAAAAUGCGGUUUUGAAUAUAUUCCGAGAUCUCAAAUGAUUUUAUACCUACAAGAAAUACAUAACAUUAUCUUCUAACCCAGAAAUCAUAGAAAUUAGUUAAACCGUUCAUGCCGAAAAACGCGAUUAAAAAACAACCAACACCCAAAACAAAAGUUCGCAUCACCUUAAAUUUUUAGAGGGGCGAUCAUUUCAUGAAAAUAAAUUUACUAAAUGAAAUAACGAUAAUGAUAAUAAUAAUAAUAAUAAUAAUAAUAAUAAUAAUAAUAAUAAAAUACCUACUAAUAAGUCUGGUCCAAAAAUAAAACAAAUAUUAAACCGUGCAGUGUAGCCAACCACCCAUUGUCUUCGUUAAUACUAAAUAUCAUUGAUACCAAACUGUUUCCUGUAUAAAACAAUAAAACGAUAGAGCUAUUGAUGAGCCACAUUUAGAACAACCAACUUAAGACUUAAAUGACCUCCUCGGUGAAGUGUUUACUCAUCUUUAGGGAAAGUUCAUUUAAUAUGACAGGGGGGGAUNUGGUUUUCAACUCAACAAUUUAAUGACCUGUGCAACUCAGCUAUAUCACGUGGUUUACAGAUAUACCAAAUGUAGUCUCAGUAAUUAUUACACUCUUGUUCAUCCUAAAAAUGCUUUAGAAAAUUGUAUCACAACUGUAUCUCAAGUUUGUCAUAGUAUAAACCAUUGAAGACAAUAACGGUAAAUAUAUUUAAUACAGUCUAGCGAUCUUUUUUCAGGGGAGCAAAGGAAUUGAAGGAGGAGGGGGGGGGGCUCUGAAAUUUUUUCGACUACCAAGGAGGGGGCUCCUAAAAAAUUGAACCGCUAGCGAGGGGGGCUGCUAAAAUUGCAAGCUUCGAGUUUCAAUAUCUUCAUCCCCCCCCUUGUCAUAUUAAAUGAACUUUCCCUUAGGUAUCAUCCUUUGUAAGUUAAUUCCGAUAAAAAAAAAGUAGAAAUCCCAAUUAGUCUAUUUUUUUUUUAGUUUGGUAUGCACAUGCAUCAUUAAGUGGUUACAGUAUACGACGGACAAUUAAUGAGGUUAUAAUCUUUUGAUACUUUUAUCUUCUGUUAUGAACUUUGAAAACGGAUAUUUUGCUAGGAAACUGGCCAACAGAAGUUGUUAUUAUGCGGAUCUAUUUGAAACUGGAUCUUUUCUGAGAAAUAGGUACUAAUGAUAUCGCAAACAUCGUCAUAUGAUCGAGUGUUUAAUUUGAACUGUAAAAUACAAGGAAUAACCAGGCCUUUUUUAUACGGAUAUUAACUCUCGACCUCUUUCUUAAAUCCACGACUAACCACGCCUUUUAAAGAUCCUCGUUUAUUAUUCUUUUAAGAUAUUCAGGGCGUUGGGAGAUUCCCCGAUAAAGUAGUCACGAAUUUUAUCUUCAGAGAAAGUUCCGCUAAAAUAAUUUUUUAAAACACAACGGUAUCCUCGACAAACUGUAAAAUUCCCAUUUGUUGUUCAAAAAUAAAAAAGUGUCCAAAUGAGUAGCAAUGCUGAUUAAUCUGGUAUGUGGAAUAACGUUGGCAAAUUAAUGUCAUACUAAAAAGAAAUGGUGAUGGUACGAGAUUAAUCUGGCGAAGACUAAAAAAGAUAAGCCAUAUAGAAACAGGAAUAACUCGAGUAGUGUUGCAGGUAAAACAGUCGAACCUCGAUUUAUGGAUGAACUUAAUACAUGCAUGACACCUCGUUGUUACGGACAGUUCAAGAACCUUGGGAAUAAUGCGGACAAUGAACAGUCCAAUCAAGAUUACCUAGAAGGUUAACUUUGGUUAUUAAUCAAGGAACGCAAUUUCAGUAACUGUAUGCUGUGAAAUUGCUUAACUUUUAAAAAAUUCCGUUGUUCAAGUACGCCAGUUUAGAGUUAGUCUAUGGCCGUUUAUUAAAUGCGAUGCAACCCGUUCGAUGUUUUGACUGUUUAAUGUUUUGGCUGAUGCAACUAGUUAUUCUCAGAAAACUUCAGCAGUUCUAUCUAGACAGAGAUUUUCCCCAUAAAACCUGUUGACGACCACGCCUCUGUCCGUCUUUGGGAAAAGUGCGAGGUGGAGGCCACUAGCACGAAAUUACCUUCACGUCCUUCCUAAAAACGUAGACAGCAAACUCUUUAAAAAUGUGAACAUUUGGCGUAAGCUGCAUCUCUUUUACAGUCAGUCUUUCCUGCUUCAACCGAAUGGUCAAGUUUCUUUUACAAAGGCAAAUUAACUACAAUUUUUACCUGAUAUUGUAGAUUACAAAAAAUGAGAAAUUAAUACCUUAAUCUUAUCCUUAAGUCCUUCUUCAUGGAAUGAACUACCCCCAACGUCGUUAAAGAUGCGUUUUUGUUUUUUUGUUUUUUUCGCCUAAAACUACAACUAAACUGACUUACAAUAGUAAAGUCGGUUGACAGCUUUGCAGUAUUGAAUUGGCCCAGAAAAAAACCAUCUUUGGCGACCUUGGGGGUAGGUCAUAAAGAUAAUAUUAAGUUGUCAAUUUCUUGGCUAUUUAUUUACGCUUGAGCAAUGUAAAAAUGUUAAGUACCAAUCCUACGGCGUCCUUUUUCGUUCUUAGGCGUAACGUUGCUGGUCUCCGUGUUGACUACCCUUCCGGCCCGUACGUUAAUUUAUUUUAUUCUAUUUAAUUUUUAUUUUAUAUUUUUUUUAAUCCAGAUCAAAGAAAAGUCCAUUGCCCGUUUUCGUGGAAUAAGGGCCUUAAUUUUAUUACCCAUCAGCCCUUUUAUUACUCUCCGCCCAUGCGCACUUCCACCCGUCCUUGGUGUCGUCCAGUCUUCACGCAGCUGCAGCGGCGAGGCCUGGAAAAGCGUUUCCAAGCAACCAAGUACGUCACCAAACGAGAGCGGCUUCAGAUCGGGACCAUGUUGGGUUUAUCCGAAACACAGGUGAAAGUUUGGUUUCAAAACAGAAGAACAAAAUGGAGACAUGGGGCAGCAGAGAAAGAGGAAAAACAGAAUGAAGAACUGAAAAAUGAGGAAGAG
Molecule: messenger RNA, 7556 nt
Organism: Porites evermanni
Lineage: Eukaryota; Metazoa; Cnidaria; Anthozoa; Scleractinia; Poritidae
Source: the annotation of a GenBank genome assembly